UUUCUUUUCCUUCGCCCUCGUUCUCUCUCACUUCUACUUUCUUUCCCGCCCCCAUUCCUAUCUUGUUUACUCCACCCUCCUCCUCUUAAAGCAAAAAUGACCAAGCCAGCGCGCGUGGAAGUUUCCAGCGAAAAUUGCCCCUCUCAGGCCUUUCGAACCUCACCUUCAUCCAACACAUCCUCAACCUUAUCCGGAACAUGGAUUGGUACUCAUUAUGAUCGCACGACCACUCGAUAUGUUAUUUUCUGGGAGGACAUUCAACGGGUUUUCAAGAACGUCCGACACAUCAUGCAAGGCAAGAGUAUUGUCCCUUUCAUGACUGACUCUAACUUUCAAGAGUUGACCCCACCGAGAAUCCUCUAUCGUCGUCGCGUUGUGCUUGAUGUCGUUCUCAAAGACACUGACAAUGGGUCUAUGUCCAAGAGACAGGAUCCCGUCCUCCAUAGUACUAACGCUCAGCAGGAUCUCCCUAAGGCCAACGGCAACGGCAAGGCCAAUAGUAUGGAUAAGGGUCAUCUUGCCCCAGACGUAAAGGAUGACCUGCAAUCGACUCUUCGCUCCUACAACCAACUCUUUCGAUCCUUUUGCGAUACCAUGAUGUCCGACAACCUGACCCAGGCCAAGACGACCAUGGAGACGAUGCGAAGAGAUUUGACAACGAUACAGACAACGUUGACCAAGACCCAGCCUCCUCAAGAGCUGGUACUCAAGGCACAGAGACAUAUCCUAGAGAACCAGCAAAAUCUCCUCGAGCACUUGAGUGCGGUCCAAGGUCUUUUGCGAACCGUUGUCGACCGAACGUAUGAGCUGAUGGAGGAUCUAUCGCACAACUCAAAUAUAACCCAAUCGGCAGCCCUAGCAAUGAAUUCGCUAGAGAUCAGGAGCCAUGUCAUUCAGUUCCUGGAUCUUAAGGAUUUGGUAAGGUGCAUGCGACUCAACAAGGCAUGGCACAAGCUGAUUGUGCCCCGAGUCUGGAAAUCGGUCAGGCUAAGCUCCAAUCCACACUGUUGUCCAUCCCGCGAGGCCAUUCGAUGCCACAACCAUCUGAUCAAGUCCCUCGAGAUACCCUACCCCGACGAGAUUGCGGUCGAGUAUUAUGCGCUGAGUUUCCCCAAGCUCCAAAAGUUGAACUUGACGCUUCCACGCCAGGGUGUUGGAUCAAUGAUCGACGCAAUCUAUUGCUGGACGCAUUUGAGGGAACUGAACAUGAGAUGCGCCAACACAGAAGCUUCGCUUGGGUUCGAUAUUUCUCGAUUGUGGAGAACGGUCGCAAGCCUACCGAAUCUGAGGACUCUCCGUCUCCGGGACAUAGAAGUUUGCAACAUUGCCGUCACAUUCUCCUCAUUACGAGCACUAAAACUGCAGUACACAUUCAGUUGCCCAGAUACACCAUCUCAGCAGCAAGCAUUCUUGUCGCACUGUCCCUCGUUGAUGUUCUUGGAGUGGUCUGCAGCUCAUACCGUUCAUUGGGACCAAACAAUCGCAGCCAAGGACUUUGUGAGAAGAGUCACCGCUAGGACCUGGCCGAUUUUAGAGGGACUCAGCCUGGGCUGGAACGUGUUAGGUCUCUCUGACGCCGAUAUUGCCUCCAUCUUGACAGUCAUGGCUCGGGUGUCGGUCCUCAAAGUACCCCAUUCAGAUUUCGGCCCACUGUCAUUCCAGGGUCUCCGGGCUCAUUUUUCCACCCUCAAGGAGCUCGAUCUUUCUGGUUGCUUCGAUGUGACACAAGCCAUGCUGUUAGAAAUCCUGGACUUAUGUCCCCGGCUAUUCAAAUCAUGCAGAGAGCGCCUUGUCCUGGGGGCCGCUGACAUCUCUGCGUCUAGGUGUUCCAGCACACAGUAGGCAGUAGUGCGUAAAUGUUCAUACAGA
This is a messenger RNA of Gamsiella multidivaricata, 1869 nucleotides long. RefSeq lists its product as uncharacterized. The coding region runs from base 97 to 1842 and encodes 581 amino acids. The transcript has 2 exons. NCBI's taxonomy places the organism in Eukaryota, Fungi, Mortierellomycota, Mortierellomycetes, Mortierellales, Mortierellaceae. Gene Ontology annotation, molecular function: protein binding. The record is from RefSeq and is a predicted model, not a curated record.